Cherax quadricarinatus is the source of this 537-nucleotide messenger RNA. The record is from RefSeq and is a predicted model, not a curated record. Lineage: Eukaryota; Metazoa; Arthropoda; Malacostraca; Decapoda; Parastacidae.
CUGGUGAGUGGUAUAUAAGGAGUCACCACCCUCAGCUUGACACAGUCGACCCAGAGAUCCUCCACAACCAUGAAGUCUCUGGUCUUUGCUGCCGUCCUGGCUGCCUUCUGCUUGGUAGCCACAAGCGCUGUUCCUGCUCCAGAUGCCGAGCCUGGCCACUUUGGAGGCUUCAGAGGAGGUUUUGGAGGCUUCCGGGGAGGAUAUGGUGGUUUCGGCUACAGAGGAAAGAGAAGCUCUGAAGCUGACCCAGAAGCUCUCGCUGAGCCUGAAGCUGAUCCCGGUCGUUUCGGUCAUGGUGGCUUUGGAGGCUUCGGAGGUUUUGGAGGCUUCAGAGGAGGAUAUGGUGGCUUUGGAUACCGAGGGAAGAGAAGCGCUGAAGCUGACCCAAAAGCUCUAGCUAGCCUAAGCUACCCGGGUCGUUUCGGUCAUGGUGGCUUUGGGGGUUUCGGAGGUUUUGGGGGCUUCAAAGGAAGGGGUUUUGGGAUCCCGGGGGAAAGAAGCGCUGAAGCUGCCCAAAGCUCUAGUAGCCGAAGCUGA